This is a messenger RNA of Symbiodinium necroappetens, 693 nucleotides long. The record is from the annotation of a GenBank genome assembly. Lineage: Eukaryota; Dinophyceae; Suessiales; Symbiodiniaceae.
GAGAAAGUCGCGCACCUGCUGUCUCUCUGGCGCAGCUUCAGAAGGGAUCCGGCUUCGUCACCAGACCAACAAAAAUGGCGAACUGCUCUGCACUACUUGCAGGAACUCCAAGAGAACCCCGAGAUGCAGCAGUGUGCCCAGAAGGAAGCACAACUGUGCCAUGCCGAGUUGACUGAGGGAAUCCUGAAGUCCAUGGCCCAGCAGAUGAACAAGCACCUCCGAACUUCAGGGGCAUCAUUGCAGUGGAGCGCUUCACAGGUGCCUCGCAUUCUGCAGCUGGUUGCUCAGCUUGUGCCUACCGAGCAGAUGGCCCAGCACAAGCGCCCUAUCGAGCAGGUGGCUCCGCUCGUGCGCCCUGCCGAAAAAGACAAGAAGCUGUGGACCCCAUUCUUCUGGGAAGCCGGGAGUUUGAUUGCCAAGAAAGGGCUGCGGAACAGCACCGAUCCAACCAAAAAGAACGUCCCACAGACCAUGAGCAUCGUGGCUGACGCAUACGGAAAGAUGGGCUUUUCAUGGUGGCACGGGCCUCUGCUCGGGGAGUUCUCGAACCACCUCCAGGAGCAGCACCUCGCAACCAUGGGGCCUCUCGAGUUGGUCAACGUCUUCCAUUGGUUCGCGCAGCUGGUCUUCGAGGGCGAGGGCUGGCAACGAGAAGAUUGGAUCCGCUGGCGGCGAGAAGUUGCACUGCGGAUU